AUGGUGAAUUCGGACAGUCCAUCGUCACCUCUGGAUAGUCCUCUCACCACAAAAUUUCCGCUUUCAGUGGAGAAUUUCCAGGUUCUCCAGCAAGAGCUGAACGACGUGGGUGAGUCGAUGGCAACGCCUGGUACAACCACAUCCAGCACUUGUUCGGAUAGUGCAAGCUCGGACAGUGGGCCUACAACUAACGCAAAUUCACAAAAUGCUAUUCCAUCCACUCCCAAAAAGCGGCGAAGUUCAAUCAAAAAAGAUUUCCGUCAAACUGUUUUUGAAAAUAUCCAUUAUCUUGGAUGUUCGAAAAUCGACGAUCCAUCAAAUGAAGCGGAAAUGCUGAGGCUGAUGCGUUUUCUAGAUGAACAACGAACGUCAGCCACCGUUACCGUAUCGCUAGCUGUCCCACAUUCAGCUCGUGGCAUAGUCAUGCUACGUGAUAGUUCCGGUGGCGAAUUGACGUCAUUUCCUGUGCAGAGAAUUCGAUUCUGUGUUAGGGGUCGUCUGGAUUCAGCUCAGAAACAUUGCUUCAGUAUAUCCUUCACACAUUAUGGAACAGAUGGUGAACAAACACAUCAAUGUCAUGUAUUUCGUAGCGCCCAACCCGAUACGGCCGGUCGAGCUCUCUAUUGCUUUUCACAAGCGUUCAGCAAUAGUGGCCCAAUAAGUGUGGACGGGAACGAGAAAAGGAUGGAAUUUAAGUUCGAAGCUUAUUUGGAGAUAAGGGAAAAUGAAGGAUCGCACAGUUCACCUCAUUGGGUCUUAUGUCCGCAGCAAAGUAACACGUUGAAAUUGCGGAGAGAUCGACCGAAGAGGCUUAUAGUUCAAUUGAAACAGGUGUCUGGUCCACCGCUGACUGUCACGAAAUGCUUCGGGAUGCUGCUAGCAGCUGGACGAAAUUUACGGCAUAGUGACAUGCAAUUAUUGGAACUGGAGAGCAUGGGACCUGGCGCCAAUCCAUCAGUUUAUGUGAUAAACGCCAUUUGGGACCCGCGCGUUCAUAUAUUCGAUGUGUUGAAUACUGAAACUCCCAGAGAUUCACGUGUAUUUCUCACUGUGGCUGCCGAUGUAAUAAUAGCAGAAGCUGGUGAACCAAUUCGAUUCCGUAUUGAAGCGAAAGCGAGAGUUUUUCAUCGGGACGAACGUUUUUAUAAGUUACCUCGCGUGGCAGUGCGAGAGGGAUAUUCGCUCACACUUGAGCGUGCUGACGACACAUCGAACGGGGAGGUGUCGGGAGGCAGUUUGGUAUUCGUCAAAAUGGAAUCGGAUACGGAUCGAAUCUCGGCGAAACAGCGGUUGGGUCGUAGUCCUAGCAGAAUGCCUACGCAGCUAAUUCAACCGACUGGAGAUGACGAAUCCGAUUCGGAUGAACCCCUUCUGUCCGGUUCAGGAAAUGUCAGCAAGGACUGUCCUGAGGAAUUGAUGAAACAAUGGACGGAGUGCAUUGAAGAAUGGAAGAAAAAUGAAGGAGGAGAGAAACCAGCCAUAGUGUCGUCGUUAAUCCUUAAUGGCAUUCCUGACGUAUUACGUGGAGAAGUUUGGAGGCUGCUAGCAAAGGUACAUCUGGAUCCAGAACUAGUCAAUACUUAUCACUUACUUCUAGGAAAAGAUUGCCCCUCGGAACAAGUUAUCUUGAGAGAUAUUCAUAGGACAUUUCCUGCACAUGAGAAUUUCAAAGAAGCUGGAGGGGAAGGACAAGAAUCACUUUACAAAAUUAGCAAGGCUUAUUCACUUUAUGAUGAAGAAGUUUCCUAUUGCCAAGGACUAUCCUUUCUCGCCGCUAGUCUAUUACUUCAUAUGAACGAAGAGCAAGCAUUCUGUACAUUGGUAAAAAUAAUGUACGACUAUCAACUACGAGAUCUUUUUAAGUUGGGAUUUGACUCACUUCACUUGCGAUUUUAUCAACUAACACGCUUAUUAAAGGAGUAUGAGAGUAAUCUAGCCGCCCAUCUUGAUCAUAUUGGUGUCGAAACCCACAUGUAUGCCUCUCAAUGGUUCCUCACUCUAUUUACUGCAAAAUUUCCGCUUCAGAUGGUGUUCUUUAUUGUUGAUCUCUUCCUAAGCGAGGGAAUGAAUACAAUAUUCCAUAUUUCUCUGGCUUUACUGCAUGACGCUGCGGCUGACCUAAUUCAACUGGACUUCGAGGGUGCACUAAAAUAUUUCCGAGUAACACUACCCCGCAAAUAUCGUACAGAAGCAAAUGCAAAAGCUCUUAUUCAUCAUGCUGUUGAGUUUAAGCUCAAACAUAAACGUCUGUUGAAGUACGAAAAGGAAUAUUUGGAAAUGAAAGAGCGAGAACGUGAAAACGAAGAUCCGCUCGUUAAACUACAGAAAGAAAACGCUCGGCACUGCGAGACAAUUCUCCGACUAGAACGCGAAAAUGACGAUUUAGCACAUGAACUUGUCACUAGUAAAAUUGAACUGCGACGGAAGUUGGAUGCUGUUGAGGACCAACUUGAAACAUCGGCGAACACAAUUGAGCGAGUAACUAGGCAAAAUGAAGACCUUGCAGAAGAAAAUCGUAACUUGCAACGGGAAUAUAACCAGAUCAAAGAGAUGUAUCGCAAGGAAGUUUCCCGAUUGGAAGAGGACGCGAAUCGAGCGAGCAAAUUGUUGGCGGAAUACAAGCAACUUUUCUCUCAGAUGAGUCGGAGAUGCGACACAGAGCGAGAACAGUUCCAUACGCAAAAACGUGCCAUAAUUUCACGGGUAUCAGCAUGCGAUAAAUGCUGGCCGGCUGUCGAGGAAUGGGAAGCGAAUCGUAGUCCUGCGCGUACUCCUCAGGACGGACCGGACCUCUUAUCACAGCUCGAAGAACGGGAAGCACAUGUGAAAGCGUUAGAGAUAGAUCUGGCUCAGACGAAGUUGGCUCUCGUUGAAGCGGAGUGCAAAAACCAAGACCUCACGCAUCAAAUGAUGACCCAAAGUGAAAGUGAUGGGAAACGAUGGUUCAAGAAGACGAUAUCGUCAUUGCGUGAAGUCGGCUCUUCGUUGAAGCAACACGAACGUUCCCAUAGUGCAGUUUCAGUUGUUGAUCAAUGA
Molecule: messenger RNA, 3036 nt
Organism: Necator americanus (New World hookworm)
Lineage: Eukaryota; Metazoa; Nematoda; Chromadorea; Rhabditida; Ancylostomatidae
Exons: 28
Coding region: 1-3036 (1011 amino acids)
Source: RefSeq, a predicted model, not a curated record